This is a messenger RNA of Megalops cyprinoides (Indo-Pacific tarpon), 2552 nucleotides long. Its product is annotated as phosphatidylinositol 3-kinase regulatory subunit gamma-like. The record is from RefSeq and is a predicted model, not a curated record. Gene Ontology annotation, biological process: insulin receptor signaling pathway; phosphatidylinositol phosphate biosynthetic process. NCBI's taxonomy places the organism in Eukaryota, Metazoa, Chordata, Actinopteri, Elopiformes, Megalopidae. Gene Ontology annotation, cellular component: phosphatidylinositol 3-kinase complex. The transcript has 15 exons. Gene Ontology annotation, molecular function: 1-phosphatidylinositol-3-kinase regulator activity; protein binding. The coding region runs from base 348 to 2528 and encodes 726 amino acids.
AGCAUGUUGCCAACGUGGUCCCUCUGCUCCAUCGUUUGGUUAAACAGGGGAUUUAAGCUGAGGAAGGUGCUUCACUUCGCCAACACAGGCCAGGACUGAGCGGGCUGCCCGUCUGCGCCCCCUGUCCUCACCCCCUCCCCAUCCCUCCCCCCCGCGCCACGGCCACGCCUUCACACGGCCAUGCACCUCUGUCUCGGGUGACGGCUUCGGCGUGACCUGUCCAGUGAGAAUCCUCAGCCCUGACUCCGCCCUGGGAGGCCGUAACCCUCAGCAUCUCCUUCCUCCCUCCGUUACCUUUCUCCGUUACCUCCGUUACCACUGCUGGCAGCCGCUGCGUAAUCUGAGGAAUGGCCGCGGAGGGCUUCCAAUACCGGGCGCUAUACGCCUACAGCAGGGACUGGGAGGAGGACAUUGACGUGCAGCCGGGGGACGUGCUAAUGGUCAGCAAGGCGUCGCUGCUGGCCCUGGGGGUGCCGGAGGGGGAUGAGCAGCACCCUGAGAGGGUGGGCUGGAUCACGGGGGUCAACGAGCGUACCAAGCAGAGGGGGGACUUCCCCGGGACAUACGUCCAGUACGUGGGGCCCGCGAUGAUGUCACUGCCGUCCAGUCAGCCACGUCUCCAGAGGCCCCUCCCAGCAGUUCCCAGGCCGGCUCCGCCCCCUGCACAGCAAGCCGUUUCUGUCCUGGACCUGACGGAGCAGUUUUCCCCCCCAGAGUGUGCUCCCCCUGUGCUGGUGAAGUUGGUAGAGGCCAUCGAGAAGCAAGGGCUGGACUGCGAGACGCUCUACAGGACCGGGGCAGAGAGACAGACCGCGAACAGCGAGACAGAGUUGCUGGGGGCAGACAGAGGGUCAUGUGACAUCCAGACUCUCUCAGAGGCCGUGAUUGGUUACCUGCAGGACCUGCCCUCCCCUGUAAUCCCCGCCUCCGUCCACCAGGAGCUGCAGGCUGCAGUGCAGCAGGGAGCAGAUGAGUAUGCAGCAGACAGCGGCAGCCGGCUGCGCUGCGUCCUGGAGUCCCCCGCCGUCCCCCCCCAGAACCUGCGAACCCUGCAGUACCUUCUGAAGCACCUGGGCCAGGUGUGCCAGGACUCUGACAGGAACGGCCUGGACGCUCGAACCCUGGGCCGCACGUUCGGCCCGCUGCUGUUCCGCACAUCCGUGUCCAGGGUGGAGGCGGAGCCUGGGCUGCCAGCUCUGGUGGUGGAGAGGUUGCUGGUGGAGAGGGUCUGGGAGCAGGAGCAGACCCCCCCAGCUCUCCCUCCAAAGCCCCCCAAGAGCAAGGCCAUGACCCCCCCUGUCACCAACGGCAACAGCGGUGGUCUGAGCGAGGCGGAGUGGUACUGGGGGGACAUUUCCAGAGAGGAAGUGAAUGAGAAGAUGAGAGACACGGCUGACGGCACCUUCCUGGUCCGAGACGCUUCCAGCAAAGUGCAGGGAGAGUACACACUCACUCUCAGGAAGGGGGGGAAUAAUAAGCUGAUAAAGAUCUUCCAUCGGGGGAGCUGCUAUGGCUUCUCUGAGCCGCUCACCUUCCUGUCCGUGGUGGACCUGAUCAGUCACUACCGGCACGAGUCCCUGGCACAGUACAACGCCAAGCUCGACACCCGGCUGCUCUACCCCAUCUCCAGAUUCCAGCAGGACCAGGUGGUGAAGGAGGACAAUGUGGAGGCAGUCGGCGAGCAGCUGAAGGUUUAUCAUGAGCAGUACCAGGAGAAGAGUCGUGAGUACGACACCCUGUACGAGGAGUACACCCGCACCUCGCAGGAGCUGCAGAUGAAGCGCACGGCCAUAGAGGCCUUCAAUGAGACCAUCAAGAUCUUCGAGGAGCAGUGUGAGACGCAGGAGCGCUACAGCAAGGAGUACAUCGAGAAGUUCCGGCGGGAAGGAAACGACAAGGAGAUCCAGAGGAUCCAGAGCAACUCGGAGAAGCUGAAGUCGCGGGUGACGGAGAUCCACGACAGCAAGAGGAAGCUGGAGCAGGACCUGCAGCAGCAGGCGGCCGAGAACCGCGAGAUUGACAAGCGCAUGAACAGCCUGAAGCCCGACCUCAUGCAGCUGAGGAAGACCCGCGAGCAGUACCUGGUGUGGCUCACGCAGAAGGGGACGAGACAGAGGAAGAUCAACGAGUGGCUGGGCAUCAACAACGAAGCUGAGGACCUGUACUCGCUGAUGGAUGACGAAGAGGAGGAGGAUCUUCCUCAUCAUAACGAGCUCACCUGGUACGUGGGGAACAUCAAGCGGGCCCAGGCAGAGGAGCUGCUGAGGGGAAAGUGUGAUGGCACUUUCCUGAUCCGGGACAGCCAGACGCAGAAGGGCAGUUUCGCCUGCUCCGUGGUUGUGGACGGAGACGUCAAGCACUGCGUCAUCUACAAGACCGCGACGGGGUACGGCUUCGCCGAGCCCUACAACCUGUACGGCUCGCUGAAGGAGCUGGUGCUGCACUAUCGCCACGCAUCGCUGGUCCAGCACAACGACUCUCUGAAUGUAACCCUCACCAGCCCAGUGCUCAGCCAGCACCACAGAUGAGCACCGGGGCGGGGACACCAGCCC